AUGGCCGAAGGAAAGUCACUGCGUACUAGAUUGCAGUCAUGGAUUGCCACAAGGGCUGCUCCUAUUUUCCGAGCCACUGUGCAUUCGUACACAACUCUGCCAAAUUCCGGUGAAGUUCAUCAUCUGGUUUCCGAAAAAGACGGGAUUGUUGAAUGCAACUGUGAGGGGGAUGUCUUUGCUCCAGACUCCAACAACACACGACGUUUGCUUGAUCCGGUACGCCUUCUAUGGCUCAACCUGGGAUUCUUCCUGAUAUCAAGCCUAAUGUUCACGCUAUCCCUAUCGCCGUCUCCCCCACUGUACAAGGAGCGCGGAGAGGAUACACAGCGAAACUACUGCCUUCAACAGGUCUCCAUGCCGUCCCCGAUCCUGGACGAAGUGGACAUACGGGUCGCACCGCAGCGGAUGGACGCCACCCUCCUCAACAGGGAUCCCCCCACCAUCUACCGCCAGGAACCCAGCAUCGAAAUCGAUCGCGCCUGGGCCGCCUUGUAUGAUACCCGACCAAUUGCGCUGACUCGCAGCCAGGUCCUGGCGAUGGGCAAGGAUCCAGCGGAGGCCGUCCGCAUCCCGCCCAGCUGGGGUCGCGGCAACGACAGCUACUUCGGCCGCAUCGACGCCUUCCAUCAAAUGCAUUGUCUCGAUGCCCUGCGGCGCGAGGCAUACUUCGGCCACUACUACGGCGCCAAAUACCCCGGCGGUCUCAAUACCACCUCCGAGAUGCAUCGGCUGCACCUGUCGCACUGCGUGUGGCUCCUGGCCCAGAAUAUCAUGUGCUCGGCCAACACAGAUGUCUACACGCAUAUCUGGACCGAUACCCUGGACCAUGCAUGGCCGGACUUCAACAUUCAACACCAGUGCAAGAGUUACGACACCAUCUUGGAUUGGCAGCGGCGGAAUGCCUUGGAUGAGGACGACUUUGUCGCCCUUAGACGGCCGGACGGAUACCCCUACCGUGUGAUGACGCAUAAGUUCAAGGAGAUUCACGGAUGGUUUCUUGACCACGAGGAUGUCGGUGACUACGAAUCCGGGGAGAUUGCUUGACAGGUACCCUCUGGAAAUGCUUCAUGGGUGUUUGUAAAAAGGACUGGAUUGACUGCGUUGAGUUCGGGGAUCAAGCAUCUUUCGUCCCUACAUCAGUGGGGAUUUAAUAAAGCCCAUGGGAGUGUGUUACAAGCAACAGCGGUAG
Aspergillus costaricaensis CBS 115574 is the source of this 1189-nucleotide messenger RNA. RefSeq names its product oxidase ustYa family protein. The record is from RefSeq and is a predicted model, not a curated record. Gene Ontology annotation, biological process: mycotoxin biosynthetic process. The transcript is spliced from 2 exons. Lineage: Eukaryota; Fungi; Ascomycota; Eurotiomycetes; Eurotiales; Aspergillaceae. The coding region runs from base 1 to 1044 and encodes 347 amino acids.